AUGCUGGUUCCGGUGUUUGUUCUCAUGCUGCUAGCAGGGGAAAUGGAUGCAUUCACCUGUGGCUGCUGGCGCGCCCUCACAAACUUCUCCCCAAACUCCAACCACAACUCUUCAUCCAACGGCUCUCAGCUCUCCUCAUCCAACGGCUCCCCUAUAAGCAACCACGGCUGUUGCUUCCAGGAAACCGACCUGGACCAGAACCGGAUCCCCCUCCCUCCCCUCCGUGAGAUCUCUCUCAACAACGCAUCUGGACUGUUGAAAGCACCACCUGGAUCGCCAUCAACGGCGUGUGGUUCACCUGCUGGAUUGCACCAAAAGGGGGUGCUGAAAUCCCUGCACGGCGCUCCUGCUGGGAGCCUGGCUGUUCGACUGGCAGAGCUGAUGGCGGGGAUUGGGUCGCCUGAGGAGAUGGCUCGCCUGUGGCUCGAAGUCAUGCAAGAGGUAUGUGUGCAUGAGGUGUCUGGUUCACCUGCUGGGUCGUACGGAAAGGUGGUGCUGAAAUUCCUGCACGGCGGCCCUGCUGGGAGCCUGGCUGUGCGUGAUCAGUGGGAGGAGGGAAUCGCCAUCCCGCAUGUGUUUGCAGACAUGGAGGGGGCGGACGUGGGCGUGUGUGGCGUGCUGCAGCAAUGGCAGGUUCACGAUCGGUGGGAACAGGGCAUCGCGAUCCCACACGUGUAUGCAGACAGGGAGGGGCCCGACGUGGGGGUGUGUGGCGUGCUGCAGCAGUGGCAGGUUCGCUAUCGGUGGGAGGAGGGGAUCGCCAUCCCGCACGUGUUUGCAGACAAAGAGGGGCCGGACGUGGGCGUGUGUGGUGUGCUGCAGCAGUGGCAGGUGCUCAACUGCGCCGUGGCCCAGAAGCGGCCUAGGCAUUCAGGAGCACCUGCCUCACGUGAAUUGCUCUUUCUCAUGCCUCUACAAAAUUAUUCCCUGUUCGCGCUGCAGGUUCGCGAUCGGUGGGAGGAAGGAAUCGUGAUCCCACACGUGUAUGCAGACAGGGAGGGGCCGGACGUGGGGGUGUGUGGCGUGCUGCAGCAGUGGCAGGUGCUCGACUGUGCCGUGGCCCGGAAGCGGUGGCGCAGGGCACGAGUGCGGGAUCGGUGGGAGGAGGGGAUCGCCAUCCCACACGUGUUUGCAGACAAAGAGGGGCCGGACGUGAGCGUGUGUGGCGUGCUGCAGCAGUGGCAGGUGCUCAACUGUGCCGUGGCCCGGAAGCGGUGGCGCAAGGCACGAGUCAGCAGCGACAUUCAGAAGCACCUGCAGCAGCAGCACCUGCAGCAGCCAGACUGCUUCCCCUUCUUCUCGGAAACAGCUUCUGGGGAUUUCGGGCGGUUCGAACCGACGCUGUGCAAGACGUGUGGGAGUUACAAUCUGUCCGAAGUGCUGCUGGAAAUUCCGCUGGAAUCACCGGUGCGAUCGCCACCAUGUGGAUCGCCGCGAGGCGGAUCCCCCGGGUGUUUUGCCGAGGAGAACGGGCGUGUGCUGAGGCAAGAUUGUGGCAGUGAAACAGGGGGGAUGCGCCUGCUGAUGACAGGGGCGCGCAUGUGUGUGCCGGAGGUGCAGGAUGGGCCGCUGAUCACGAGCAUGUACAUAGCAGAGCUGGAAGAGGCCGUCAUGCACACCGGCAGCCUCAACAUCGCCCACAAGAGGCUCUUCUCCGACAUGCAGGCGUUCAAGGCUGCCAAUCCAGGAUGCAUAUUGGAGGACUUUGUGCGAUGGUACUCGCCUGCUGACUGGUCGAGUGACGCACCUUCCACCAGAAUGGGAGGAGGGGGAGCGGAGGGAGGAGUGGGAGGGGAUGCGGGAGGCACAGGAGGGGAGGGUAACGAUUCUAGUGGCUCGAGUGAUGAGGAGGGAUGUGUGCAAGGAAAGGGAGAGCGCAGCACGAUUGGAUACCUGAGCACACGCAUGUCAGGCCCAGACAACAAGUGGAGGCUGUAUUGGAGCGAAGCCAAGCCCAUGCCAGCCCUCCUGCAGCCGCCUCUCUUCGACGAGUGUGAGGCCGGGUGUCUGUGGGGUGCUCGGCAGCGCUUCAAGUCACUCCUUUUGUGCGGGACAGCAGCAGCAGCAAGGCCCGCGCUUCAAGUGGCUCCCUUUGUGCGAGAGAGCAGCAGCAAGGCCACAUUGGAAGAUGCUGUGAAGUACAUCUUGCAUGCGUGCAGGCGACACAUGACACAGGACAGAAUGCGUUACAUCUGCAUGGUUUACGAGGCAAUGGAGCAAAUCAUCACCGACAAUGAACGCUACAUGCAUGACGGGUACACUGGCCUGUCGUGUAAUGGUGAUGGUGAUGGGGAUGGGGAUGGGGAUGGGGAUGCAGAUGGGGAAACUUUUGAGGCGGCUCAAAGCGAUCCGGAGCUCUUGAAGGAGCAGACGCCCUCUGUGUGGACCUACAUGAAUAAUGGCUAUGCUGGUUUACCGUGCAAUGGGGGACCAGCAGCAGAGGAGCCUGGGGCGCAGACUUUGGACAACGACUGGAGUGUCGAGUUUGAGAGGGGUUGUGAUGAGUCUCGGCUUGGUGGUGGGAGGGAGCGGGGGUGUGGCGAGUUUGUUGCCGGUCGUAAGAAGCAUGGUGGUGUGGGGGGACAGGUGGAGGGUGGAUAUGCUGUGGAGCAUAAGGGGAGUGUGUUUAGGUUUCUGAAUGGAGACAGCUCGGGGCAGUACCAGUGUGUGGAGAAUACUGAGGAGGAGAGGGCUCGAGAACCAUGUGACAACUGGGCCUGCUUUUGA
Closterium sp. NIES-65 is the source of this 2727-nucleotide messenger RNA. The record is from the annotation of a GenBank genome assembly. Lineage: Eukaryota; Viridiplantae; Streptophyta; Zygnematophyceae; Desmidiales; Closteriaceae.